Messenger RNA from Cataglyphis hispanica, 1077 nucleotides. It is a transcript of the gene Cpap3-b, whose product is annotated as protein obstructor-E-like. Gene Ontology annotation, cellular component: extracellular region. Lineage: Eukaryota; Metazoa; Arthropoda; Insecta; Hymenoptera; Formicidae. The record is from RefSeq and is a predicted model, not a curated record. The transcript is spliced from 4 exons. Bases 108 to 983 code for a protein of 291 amino acids. Gene Ontology annotation, molecular function: chitin binding.
CCAGUAGUCUCUAGUCAUCAAUUCAAUCGCGUUACCACGACUGGAUCAUCACACAAAGUGACGUCAUUCUUUCUCUCUCUUUCAAUCAACGUUCAUCCUUCGUCAGGAUGAAGACGGAGAUCCUUUUGUUUUUGAUUUGUCUCGGAGCUGUUACCGCUUUGACGAGGAAACAAGAAGCCGCCGAACAGAGUCGCCGAAAGACCGCUUUGCCGACUACGGCGAAGAAGCAGCAGCCGACCGCAGAGGAGGAAUACGAGGACGAUGAUGAGCUCCUGGAUCAGUGUCCUGAGCCCAAUGGUUAUUUUCCUGACGCGGAACAAUGCGACAAGUAUUACGACUGUCGAGACAAUAAAAUAACGGAAAAACUCUGCCCCGACGGCCUUGUCUUCAAUGACUUCAGCCCGCAACACGAGAAGUGCGACCUGCCUUUCGGUAUUGAUUGCACGAAGAGACCUAAACUACAAAAGCCACAACCAUCGCCACACUGUCCUCGCAUGCACGGCUACUUCGCUCACGAAGACGCCAGGAACUGCAACACCUUCUAUUACUGCGUGGAGGGCAAGUACAACAUGAUCACUUGUCCGGACGGUCUUGUCUUUUCGGAGAAGACCGGUAUCUGCAACUGGCCGGACGAGGCGCAGAAGAAGGGUUGCGGUUCACGCGAGCUCUUCAACUUCACCUGCCCGAAGGUCGACGAUAGCGUGGCCGCGACGCACCCGCGUUAUCCCGAUACCGAGGACUGCCAGUAUUUUUAUGUCUGCGUCAACGGUGAAAUACCGAGGCGAAGCGGAUGCAAGCUCGGCCAGGCGUUCGACGAGCGCACCGGGAAAUGCGAUUGGGCCAGGAAGAUACCCGAAUGCAAAGACUGGUACAAAGAUCAACUGACUGAUGAAGAACUAGAAGCCUUGGAGAAUCCACCGCCGAAACCUAAACCAACUGGUGGACCAAGCAGAAGGAAAAGCAACAGGCCAACCCACCAGUAGAAUAUUAUAUUCCUAGAUUAUUUGUAUAGGUCUUUAGGUCCCUUUAUUUUGGAAAACCGCCCUAUUGUAUAAUAAACUUAUCUUUUUACUAGAA